Molecule: messenger RNA, 894 nt
Organism: Racocetra persica
Lineage: Eukaryota; Fungi; Glomeromycota; Glomeromycetes; Diversisporales; Gigasporaceae
Source: the annotation of a GenBank genome assembly
AUGCAAUUUCUUAAGGCCGCAUAUGAAAUUAACCCACUCAGUGUGAGGGGUGUAGUGGUUGCUGAGAAUAGUGUUGUUAAUGAAUUUAAUUUGAUUUUAACGGAGGUUGAUAUAUCAACGUCAUUAGACAAAGUACGGGAAUAUUUAACUCGAAAUGAUUUAGUGUUAAUUGGUCGACAAAACUCAAAUUUUCGAAAUAGAUUUGAAUAUAAAAUACCAUUCGUUGAUGAAAAUGAAUAUAAAUUAAAGGAUAUUUUAGUUCCAACCGAUGGAACAGGUGAAGCCGAUAUGUCUUUUUCAUUCUUUAUUGAAAAAGACUUGACAAGGCCCGGUUUUCCUGAAAUUGUGAGAAACCUUAAUCUAACUAGGGGGUAUAAAACAAAAGAUGAUGCUACUGUUCAAGCAAAUAAAAGUGCAUUCCGGAUUAAGAAUUUGCAUUUAAUGAUGGUUAUAACCCAUCAAAACCUUGAAGAAAUUGAAGAUAAUAACGGAAAGUUCCUUUGUUGUGAAAAAGGCACAAUUAGAUUAUUACCGGGAGAUUUAGAAGCGACCGAAGAAUACAUUGAAGCUAUUGAAGAUGCCUUAAAUGAAGAUAUACAUGAAGAUAGAAGAGAAGCUCUUCAUAGAGUGGGUAAAGUGUAUGGGUUUUUCUGGCCAAAGGAGAUCAUUUUGGGUGGGAAAUUUCAAUUUGAUGAAAAACCCGAUACAACCGAUACUGAAGAGCUGGAAAGAUUAAAACAUUUUACCAAUUGGAGGAUUAUUAAUCAAAGGGAUUUAAUACCAUUAUAUAUGUUAUUGCCAGAGAGGCUUAUUUCAAGGAUAAAGGAGGUUAAUGGAAUGAAACGAUUAUAUUACGAUAGUUUAUCCGUUCAUAUUCCAAGAGGCAAGACUACU